UUCAAUUUUGUCACUUUCGAUCUCAUAGGAGACUUAACCUUUGGGCAGUCCUUUGGUUGUCUAGAAACUGGCGAGUUACAUCCAUGGAUUCAAUGGGUCUUUGGAGGUGUCAAAGAAUCCUGCUUUUUCCAGGCGAUACUACGAGUGCCGGGCAUCCAAAGUCUUCUCAAACCGCUAUUUCAUCUCAAAAACGACAACUGGAAACAGCAGUUCGAGUAUUGUGCUCAAAAGACCAAGGAGAGAAUGGCGAUGAAAACGAAUAGACCUGACAUUAUGACACAUAUUCUCCGAGCAAAUGACGAGAAGGGAUUAACGGAGCAGGAAAUUCUGAAUAACGCGCAGGUAUUGGUAAUUGCUGGCAGCGAAACAACGGCUACGGUGCUCUCUGGAUGCGUUUUUUACUUGACCCGAAAUCUGGACGCCUAUAACAAAGUGACCGCUGAGAUCCGAACCUCCUUCGCGGUAGAAGAUGACAUGAACGCCGAGUCUCUGAGUAAGCUACCGUACUUCAACGCUGUGCUAGAGGAGGCCCUACGAGUUUAUCCACCGCUGUCAGUGACUCUUCCUCGAACCACUCCACCCGGAGGUGAGAUGAUAGCAGGGAAAUUUGUGGCUGGAGGAAUGACUGUAGGAGUCAAUCAUUGGUCUUAUAAUCAAAGCAGCGAAAAUUACAAGGAUCCUGAAUUGUUUACGCCAGAGAGGUGGCUUAGCAAGGAGAACGGUUCUGUAGAACAAUAUGAAAAGUUCGCUGACGAUCAACGGAAACCUUUCAAUCCUUUCUCCUUUGGACCACGCAAUUGCAUAGGGAAAAGUCUGGCUUAUGCCGAGAUGCGUCUUAUCAUGGGAAGGCUGCUGUGGAACUUCGAUAUCGCAUUAGAGCCUGGUUUUGAGAAUUGGGAGAAACAGAAAGUUUACAUCCUUUGGGAGAAGUCCGAACUCAAAGUACGAUUGACCCCUGUUGUUGGAUAUUAG
Messenger RNA from Bipolaris zeicola 26-R-13, 972 nucleotides. RefSeq lists its product as uncharacterized. The annotation marks the transcript as partial. The record is from RefSeq and is a predicted model, not a curated record. The transcript is spliced from 4 exons. Gene Ontology annotation, molecular function: oxidoreductase activity, acting on paired donors, with incorporation or reduction of molecular oxygen; iron ion binding; heme binding. Lineage: Eukaryota; Fungi; Ascomycota; Dothideomycetes; Pleosporales; Pleosporaceae.